ACCGCGGGCGCCUUUGCCAGUGCAGGCGACUGUCAGCUGAUCGAUGGCGGUCAUGUGACGUGCCGAGGAGGAAAUGCACUCGAGCCACUGCGGGGGAUACUCGGGGCCGGUUGCUUGCUGAGAGCGGCAAAAGAGCAGCGAUGGCCUGGACGAGGUACCAGCUCUGCUUGGCGGCGCUGAUGCUGGUCACCGGCUCCAUCAACACGCUUUCCGCGAAGUGGGCUGACAAGCUGAAGGCACCAGGCUGCCAUGGGACAGAACCACACAAUUUCCAGCAUCCCUUUCUACAGGCAGUGGGCAUGUUUCUGGGGGAAUUUUCCUGCCUGGCUGUCUUCUACCUUCUGCUCUGCACUGACCGGAGGAGGCCAGAACCCACCAUGACACCACCUCAGCCCUUUAACCGAUUGCUUUUCUUGCCUCCAGCACUAUGUGAUAUGACAGGGACUAGCCUCAUGUAUGUGGCUCUGAACAUGACCAGCGCUUCCAGCUUUCAGAUGUUGCGUGGAGCUGUGAUCAUCUUUACUGGUCUGCUGUCAGUAGCUUUCCUGGGGAGGAAGCUGAUACUGAGCCAAUGGCUCGGCAUCCUGAUCACCAUUGUAGGGCUGGUGGUGGUUGGCCUGGCAGAUUUGCUGAGCAGUCAUGAUGAAAGCCACAAACUCAGUGAGAUCAUCACAGGUGACCUUCUCAUCAUUAUGGCCCAAGUUAUUGUGGCCAUUCAGAUGGUGCUGGAGGAGAAGUUUAUCUACAAGCACAAUGUUCACCCUCUGCAGGCUGUUGGCACUGAAGGUUUCUUUGGGUUUGUCAUACUCUCCAUCAUCCUGGUGCCCAUGUACUUCAUACCUGGGGGCAGUUUCAGCGGUAGCCCACGGCAGGUACUGGAAGAUGCUAUAGAUGCCUUCUGCCAGAUUGGCCAUCUGCCACUUAUUGCUGUAGCCCUGCUGGGCAAUAUCAGCAGCAUUGCCUUCUUCAACUUUGCUGGCAUCAGUGUCACGAAAGAGAUCAGCGCCACCACCCGGAUGGUACUCGAUAGCCUGCGCACCAUUGUCAUCUGGGUUGUCAGCCUGGCCAUUGGCUGGGAAGUCUUUCAUGGACUGCAGAUCCUGGGUUUCCUCAUCCUUCUUGUUGGAGCUGCCCUCUAUAAUGAACUGCACCAGCCCCUCCUUGCUCGCCUGCCCUGGGGAAGGCCAACAGCAGGGGUUGCAGCGAGAGAUGCUGAUAGGGAAGGUCUGCUGGCCACAGAGGAGCUUUCCAUUAAUGGAGAUAGUUGAUGGCAAUGGAACUUUUACUUCUGCACCACAACUUUGGACCUUUUAUUGAAUGAAUUGGCCUGUAUUGCUGGGAGAUCGGGCUAAAAACACUCAACUGGUUUCAAGAUCUGCUUUGUAGCUCUGGGGAUGCUUUGCUUAGCUUUAAACAUCUGGAUGGCUCUCCAUUAUUUCAUUCUUCUGCCUUUUACUGAAGGAAGCAGAGAGGGUUUGUUACCUUUUCUCUAGCAACCACAGAGUAGAGAUCUGCUGCUGCUAAGCAGCCCUCAAGUGGUUAUUGGCUCGCUCCUGGGGUUGCUUGGAAGCCAUCAAAAGCCUUGCUCUAUCUUUCUCCUUCAGCAUGUUGGGAUGUGGACAGUGGACGUAACUGGAAAGAUUUCCUGGAAACCUUAUAGUUCCUAAGCUGUACCAUCUGUCUUGUGGGUACCUCUCACUUUAUUGUUUAUCUUCUGUUAAAGUAACAACACAAAGCAAUUGGAGGAGAUUUUUUAAGUAAGAGCUGCUCUAGUGAGGUCUAAUGAAAUGCUUUCUGUUUCCCUUUUGUCACGUGAGAAGUUUACUGCUGACCUGGGUCAAAGCUGGCUGUUGAGUAGUAAGAUAGGAACUGCUUUAUUGAGCAGCCUCAGGUCAAGGGCAUGGCAUGCAAGAGUUUGUAGUCUGGAAUUAGAGUGCAGCAAGUUUUGCCCUACGAUACCUAGGAUCUGGGAUUUAAUAAAGCUGUUCUGGCUACUAAAGAGAAUAGCUGGUCCUGGAUCAUGGAGUUACACAGUUUGGAAGAAGGGAGCAUGAGUUACUUACACGUGCUAUUUUUUUUUUAUUUUAUUUUUGCUAUUUAUACUGAAAAGGCCUAGAGUUUAAAGACCAAGUGCCAAGGUUUUUGUUUUGUUUUUUCUGAAACAGGCCGGCAGUUGGCACAGUUGAUGUACUCCUUUGAUGUUUGUUUACUUAUGCACCCAUGUCUGAGCAGCAAUAAGGAAAUAGGGACUUUUGGGGAAAUAGUGACUCAUUUCCAGACUAUUGCUAUUUUCAAAGAUGCUAUUUGGCUGCCAUCUAAAAGAAAGCCCAUGGUAGAACAGACAUCCUGAUAAGCUGUGGCCUGUUGAUGGGUUUUAAUGGUGCACAGAAGGUGCCUUCUUUUGAAAGAGAUCAAUUGUCCAGGUAUCAGCAACCCCUUAAGUGCUGAGCAGAUCUUGCCCAUGUGUCCUUGGUAGCUGAUGACACUAUCAGGUAACACUCAGUUGGGGCAGGGAAUGGAGGUAACAGUUGGGUUUCUCCUGGUUGGGAGAUACUAACAAGAAUGCAGUUUUGUAAUCAAUAAAAUACUUUCUGAUUUGAAGUC
Ahaetulla prasina is the source of this 2604-nucleotide messenger RNA. RefSeq names its product solute carrier family 35 member F6 (gene SLC35F6). The transcript has 6 exons. Lineage: Eukaryota; Metazoa; Chordata; Lepidosauria; Squamata; Colubridae. Gene Ontology annotation, molecular function: transmembrane transporter activity. The record is from RefSeq and is a predicted model, not a curated record. Gene Ontology annotation, cellular component: intracellular membrane-bounded organelle; membrane. Gene Ontology annotation, biological process: transmembrane transport. Bases 141 to 1268 code for a protein of 375 amino acids.